CGAAGUGUUCUUUACACAACCCAAUAUUCUAUGUUGGGAUUUGUCCGCUGAACAAUUGAAUUUUGUAUUUUCGGAAAGUCUAAAGAUUUAUAGAGUCGACGCAUGGCUUCGAUUAUAUUACGCCGAACCAAUUUUUACGCCAGUAGACUCUUUUUAACAGCGGCUGCAGCUCUGAGUGUAGCUCCAAAGAUACUUACGGCCGAGUUCUGCAGUACUGGAAAGUGCAAUGAUGAAGUUGAGAAAGCCAAACUCGCCUCCGUGGCGGCAGAGAAAUAUCAGCCCCAAGACACAAUUUUCGGCAAGAUCUUGCGAAAAGAAAUUCCAGCUGAUAUAAUUUAUGAAGACGAUAAGGCUAUUGCUUUCCGUGAUGUCAAUCCUGUGGCACCCACACAUGUUUUGGUGAUUCCACGUAAACCUAUAACACAACUAGCGGCAAGCACUGAAGAAGACAUUCCUCUUUUAGGUCAUUUGCUGUGGGUAGCAAAGAAAGUUGCUGAGCAAGAAAACCUGAAAGAUAGUGGAUAUAGGAUUGUGAUCAAUAAUGGACGUGAUGGUGCUCAAUCAGUGUAUCAUCUUCAUAUUCAUGUUAUUGGUGGACGACAAAUGUCCUGGCCACCUGGCUGAUUGAGGCAUUGAAUCUACAAAACCUCAGGGAGACACAUCCAUCACCUUUAAUAUAGUAAAAUUUGUGAUUGCUAUAGAUUAGUUUAUACCACAAAAGUAAAUAGUACUUUUCAUGCAUGUUGAUUAUCUAGCUUGGAAGUGAUUAGCCAGUUACAAUUCACCUCUGAGCAGCCCAGUUGAAACAAAAUGGCUUCACUGCACGUUAUAGGUGCAUGAAUGGAACUAAUUUUAGUAAGAAAAGCAGGUUCUACAAAAAUUACAUAACUUGGCAGCAAAGAUUGGUUUUAUGACACUAAGUUGAUGGUAAUGACAUCUUUCCAACUUUGUAUUCCGAAACAAAAAUAAAAUCUUUUUUGAAUUGUUGGUUACCAUGUAAGUAAAAGAUGAAACAUGUAAUGUUUUGCUGCAUUUUCAAACAAGUGAAAACAGCAAUUGAAGAAAUAGCAUCCGGAAAGAUAUGUAUGAGUAUCAAGAAGUUGCAGUUAUCUGUUGAAAAGAAAGAUGGGAUUAUUUCCGUAAGAAAAUGCUUACCAUACAUUUUUGCCAUUUUGAUUUCUCCACCUUACGUCAGUUUACUAACUAUUCAACUUGUGUGGUAUUUCCAAAAAAACCUAUUCAUCUCAGUGUUGGUUUAAGUGGUAUACCCUUUUCUCAACUUUGGUGAAUAAUUGUUCCAAAAUCAUCCAGUCUUUGACACAAUAAAAGCUGUCCAUGAAAAGAGUAUUUUUCAAAUACAGAUGAUAAACUUUUUCAUAUCAAAUUUUUAAGGUCCACAGUAAAUUGUGCACAUUUGAAAGCUAUGGAAAAAUAUUAUUAAACCACAAAUUUCAUCUCAGGAUUUCUCUCCAGUAGGGAACUGUUCAAUUUUAUUUCAACCCUGCAAAGAGGGGUUAGAAAAUUAUUAGUUGGAGUUUCAUAAGUCAAAGAGAAAUAAAGACUAUUUUUGGUCCCUUCUCAAUUUCA
Molecule: messenger RNA, 1587 nt
Organism: Pocillopora damicornis (cauliflower coral)
Lineage: Eukaryota; Metazoa; Cnidaria; Anthozoa; Scleractinia; Pocilloporidae
Molecular function (GO): catalytic activity
Source: RefSeq, a predicted model, not a curated record